Molecule: messenger RNA, 9398 nt
Organism: Tympanuchus pallidicinctus (lesser prairie-chicken)
Lineage: Eukaryota; Metazoa; Chordata; Aves; Galliformes; Phasianidae
Gene: ILDR2
Product: immunoglobulin like domain containing receptor 2
Exons: 10
Coding region: 125-2047 (640 amino acids)
Biological process (GO): pancreas development
Cellular component (GO): membrane
Source: RefSeq, a predicted model, not a curated record
GAGCUGAGCGGAGCUGAGCGCGGUGCAGCCACACGACGCGGCCUCGCCGCCGGCUCCUGGCGGGGCAGUCCCGGCCCUCUCCCGCCGCCCCGCGGCAUGCCCGCCCUGCCCGGCCAGCGGGAAGAUGGGUGGGCGCCUCCUGGGCUGCGUCGUGCUGCUGUGGCUCGCAGCUGAGGUGGAAGGACUGCGAGUCACUGUGCCUGAGAAGAAGAAGGUAGCCAUGUUGUUUCAGCCUGCUCUGCUUCGCUGCCAUUUCUCUACUUCUUCCACCCAACCAGCUGUGGUGCAGUGGAGGUAUAAAUCUUACUGUCAGGACCGGAUGGGAGAAGCACUGGGUAUGGUGACUUCUGGUUUACAAACAAUGAGCAAGAGGAACCUGGACUGGGAUCCCUAUCUGGACUGUGUGGACAGCAGAAGGACGGUCCGUGUCGUGGCCUCCAAGCAAGGAUCUGCCGUCACUAUAGGGGACUUCUAUAAGGAGAGAGACGUCAGCAUCGUCCAUGAUGCAGACCUUCAGAUUGGGAAGCUGAUGUGGGGAGACAGUGGGCUGUAUUACUGCCUUAUUAUCACACCAGAUGAUGUGGAGGGCAAGAACGAAGAAUCAGUGGAGCUGCUUGUACUUGGCAGGACAGGGCUGCUUGCUGAUCUCUUGCCCAGUUUUGCUGUGGAGAUUAUGCCAGAGUGGGUCUUUGUGGGCCUGGUGAUCCUGGGAGCGUUCCUGUUCUUCCUCCUGGUGGGGAUCUGCUGGUGUCAGUGCUGCCCGCAUAGCUGCUGCUGUUACGUCCGCUGUCCUUGCUGCCCUGAGUCCUGCUGCUGUCCCCGGGCGUUGUAUGUUGCAGGCAAGGCAGCAAAAGCAGGGUACCCUCCUGCGGUCUCCUCCAUCCCAGGUCCGUACUACAUCCCCAGUGUUCCUGUAGCUGGUGUCCCGUCUCCUGCUGUGCUAAUGGAUAAGUCACACCCACCUCCCUUGGCUCCAAGUGACACUGGUGGAGGAAACCAAAAUGCAGUGCGCAAAGGGUACAGGAUCCAGACUGACAAGGAAAGGGACUCCAUGAAAGUGCUCUACUAUGUCGAGAAAGAACUGGCUCAGUUUGACCCAGCGAGGAGAAUGCGAGAGCAAUAUAACAACACUGUCUCUGAGCUCAGCUCUUUGCAUGAGGACGAUUUGAACUUCAGGCAGCCCUACCGCCAGGCACGGAGGAAACCUCUGCCUCCUGCAGAAGACCUGGAUGGUGAUGCUGAGUACUGGGCAGGAGUCAUUGGUGGGGGCAGCACAUCGAGAUCACAGGCGAUCUCUGAUUACAGAGAUGAGAGGGACAGUUUCCGGCACAGCCAGCAGAGAUCCAAGUCCGAGAUGUUGUCCCGCAAGAGUUUCUCUGUGGGAGUUCCAGCCGUCUCUAUGGACGAGCUGGCAGCCUUUGCAGAGUCCUACAGCCAGCGGGCACGGCGGGCAGACAGCCAGGAGACUCGGCGUUUCGAGCGGUCGGAGUCACGCAGUGGCCGUGCUGGAGGGCUGACCCAUCAGGAUAGCUCCAUGGAGGAGUACUACACUAAGCGCAGCAGGGGGAACCGAGAGCCACUGACGGACUCGGAACGGGGCUGGUCGUACAGCCCGCCCCGGAGACGGGCCCAUGAGGAGAAGCACCUGCCCAGGCUGGUGAGCCGGACACCCGGAGGGAGCCAGAAGUACGAUCACUCCUACCUCAGCAGUGUGUUGGAGAGAAAGUCCCGGAGCUAUGACGAAAACGGUGACCAUUGUGAAACCCCCUCAAAGCUGAGCUCACAGCCCAGCCAGAGAGGAGGGGGAACGUAUUAUGCUUGGUCACCGCCUUCUACCUACAAAUCCGAUACGUCUCAGCAACAGACGCCACCACCCGAGCAGGAGGAAGAGGAGGACACCCUGCCUCCCUACAGCGAGAGGGAGCUGAGCCGAGGCCCUUCUUACCGGGCCAGGGAGCAGGCCUACCUCAACGCCUCUGACAAGAAGAGGAAGAAGGAUCCCAAGAAAACAAAUGAUUUCCCAACGAGAAUGUCCCUCGUGGUUUGAAGUCACUGUGGACAUGUCAUGCCAAUGGGAUGGAUGCCAUAAUGUUGCUGCAGUGGAAAAGAUGCAGAGCAACAAGCAAACUGGGCCCCAGUGAACCUUUUCAGCCACCAGCCAGGGACUCCUUGUUCAAAAAUUGUUUCAUCAGGGCGGUAGACUCCCAUAAAGAGCACCCAAUCUCAGAGGCUUUGGAAGUCUGCCAGGAGAAUGAGCCAGGGCUCUCUUUGGCACCCUCCAUUCUGCACAGGAAGGCAGCCAUGUCCUUACGACCCCUGCAGCCCUGAACUAGGAGCAAGGCUGCCUUUGUGCCUCUUUUCCUAUCUCACGUGCAGAAAGAGGCCUGUGUGCAUACCUCAGGCUCCCUCUGUCUCCUCUGUUCACUGGAUCAAAAUUGUCUCCAUGCUUAGAGUCUAUUCUGUAUCAUCCCCACGCUGGGAGGAGACCUUGUUCUUACAACUGCAGACUGCCUCCAAGGCUCUAAAUUAUGAAAGAAAAUCUACAUCCUUUCAGAUACCACAGAGCAGGACUGAUGAGGUGUUUCUUGCAAGGGCUGAACAGAGAGAGAGAGAGACAAGUGUGGUCUGGUUUGUUCAAUAUAUUUAGUUAUGUUCAUUGUGUGCUGAGAGUUGCAAGUGAGAUUGAUGUAUUGUUUUGAAAGUGGAUCAAAGUAGCUUUUCUUGUGAUGAGAGCAUGAUGUAUUUUUUCCCCUUAUCCCCAACUGUGAUUUGUUUUGAUAAAGUUGCAUUUUCUUGCAGCUCAGCUACGACCCUUUAGAGCUUCAAGCUAGAAUAUGUACUCCACAUAUGGUAAGAGUGCUCCAACUUUGCUGGUAUUCUGCUCCCAGCACUUCCAGACUUAGUGGCCUUUUUAUUUUAAAGAAGUGAAAGGGAAAAAGAUGCAGUGAGAAGGUUGAAGAUCUUUGUUCUGUGAUACUGGGAUUGCUCCUUUCUGGUCAUUGUUCCCAGGCAUUGAACAAGCAGUGACAGCAAUUGGAAAAGAAUUGACACUGGGUGAACACGAACCUUGAAAGACCUUUUUCAAUUACAGUCAUUUCUUUCACUACAGUUGUGACAUGAUUUUAGUGGCUGUUGUCUCAGGAACAGCUGAAUUUAGAAGUGACUGCACCACGCCAUCUGGAAGCCGACAUUCUGGUUUUUGUGGGGUAAAAUGCAGUCAUUCCUCUAUAUUUUAGCUGCUAAAAUUACAUGAGGAAAAAUAGUGGGAAUUAUUCAGGGUCUGGUAUCUUGAUCACCAUCAGGCCUGGAAACAAGUUAGUACUCUGUUUUGUUGUGGAUGUUGUCAGCCUCUGAAAUGUCAUCUCAUAACUCUGGGCAUCCGUUCAUUACCUGGGUUCAAAUUCAUGAGGUGCUCACUCAAGCAAUAUGUUUUUGAACACUGGAUUGAUUGAUUAACAUCAGUGCAGUUCUCCGUAAAAAUUGCAGAUUCAUUUCUAUACAACUCCUUUGCAGUAUUAGCUCACCAGGAGUGGUCAUGGGAAAGGAAGAGUAAUCUCCCCAGACUUGAUGGUGUUGUAGUUUUUUUAUGCUAGAAGAUGAAUGACAGAAGGAUGGCUUUCUUUUCCACGCUUUUCUUCCUGGACAAAGAAAGAUUAGCCUGUAGGAACAUAAUAUACCUGGAUCUGUCUCACAGUACGGCUUGAGAAACUAAAUUUUAAGUACAUUUUGAUCCUUUCUCAUCAUUAAUGUAUGUUCCUAGGAAAAUCACAGCGCAGUUAACAAAAGGCUGGCGGGUGGUUUCCAUCUGAGGUCUCCAAGCCCUUGAGGGGCCUACAGUGUUACUCGACAUGCCGUUUAAAAUUAAACUUUUCACCCUGACAUACGAUAACACUGUCAAGCAAAAAAUGUUAAUAUUUUGUUGGUCUGAAAAUCUUGGGAGGUCCUAUGCCAUGGAUUUUAGGGAAGUUUAACCUGCUGUCCUUUCCGUCAAACAUCCAGCAGACUCAGGAAGCGCAUCACCACAUGGAGAUUUGUUUGCAUCCACAACAGCGAUUGUGUCAGAAACAGGCCCAUGAGCAACAUGGCUCUAUCAGUGUAAGUGAAUCGUCUGAAAAGUAGCUUUGUAGAGUUGGGCUUCCAUCUCCAUAGUUGCACAACCCUAAUGACCUGUGACUCCUGGAUGAGCAACACAGAGGAGCAGGAAGACAGCAGCAGGUAGGGGUCAUUUGUUUCAGAAAAGAGUAAUGGUAGCUUUGUGCCUAUACCAACUUCAAGAGCACCUGCAGGAUGCUGGCACUGGAAAAUAAUGAGCCUGAUUAUUGCACUUAGUCUGACAGUGACGGGGUCUCAAAUUAUAAAUUUUCCAGUGAUCAAUUUUUAUUGCUGGCAUAAAGUUUAAAUCUUUUUCAUACAGGAUAUGGAUGUCUGAGUCAUGUUGAUGAUGCAGAUGGUUUUGUUGCCUUCAAAUGAAGCAUCACAACAGUGACUAGCUAAGAAAACAACCAAGAUGAUAAGUGAAUCCCAUAAAAAAUUAUAAGCCCUUAGAGCAACAGCAGGAUCAAAUAUUAGUGCUAAAUCUGACUGUGCUGUCAGUAGUGUUAUCUGGGCUUCAGAAAAAAGUCUUGACAUAAUGGGAAAUACCAAUAGUAAUGACUUCUCAGUAAUCCCAUUAUGCCUUUAAAGUAUACUGUAAAAUUUCCAUGGGGUGGGUUUAGUGCAAACAUUCUCAGGCCAUUUACGCUGAAAUGGAAAGUUAACAAAGCCAGCACCUUGAAUACUUAAAAGCUUGGAGAAACUCCCACCUGAGACAGAUAGCCAGAAUUAUUCUCUGUGUUGGCAUAGAAUUAUAGAGUCCUGUAAUGGUUAUGGGCGGAAGGAACCUUAAAGACCAUCCAGCUCCACCUCCCUUGCCAUGGGCAGGAACACCUUCCACCACUUCAGGCUGUCCAGGGCCCAUCCAACCCAGCCUUGAGUGCCUCCAGGGAUGGGAUAUCCACAGCUUCUCUGGGCAGCCUGUGCCAAUGCCUCACCGCUCUCUGAGUGAAGAAUUUUCUCCUAAACCUCCUAAAUUUAACCUAAAUCUCCUGUUUUAGUUUAAAACCAUUCCCUCUUGUUGCUAUCACACCAUGUAAAAAAGUCAGUCUCCAUCUUUUUAAUAAGCCCCCUUUAAGUUCUGAGAGACCACAAUGAGGUCCCCUUGGGGCCUUCUUCAGUCUGAACCAGCUCCCUCUGCCUUUCAUCAUAGGAGAAGUGCUCCAGCCCUCUGACCUUUUGGCCUCCUCUGUACCUGCUCCAACAGCUCUGCAUCCUUCUUGUUCUGAGGGCCCUAGGCUUGGACACAGUAUUCCAUAUGGAGUUUCACGGGCAGAGCAGAGGAAGACAAUCCUCUCCCUCACCCUGUUGGCCACUCCUCUUUUGGUACAGCCUGGGGUACAGCUGGCCUGGACCGUGGGUGCACACAAUGCACACUGCUGGCUUGUGUUUAGCUUUUUGUCCACCAGAACCCCCAAGUCCUUGGCAAGGCUCCUCUCCCAGUUGGUACAUAUCUGGGAUUGUCCCAGCCCAGGUGUAACACCUUGCACUUGGCUGUGCUAAACCUCAUGUGGGCCCACUUCUCAAGCCUGUCAUCUGGAUGACAUCCCUUUCUCAUACUGUGUGAACUGCACCACUCAGCUUCAUGUCAUCUGUAAACUUGCUGAGGGUGCAAUCGAUCCCAUCGUCUGUGUCACUGUUAAAAAUGCUGAAAAGCAUUGCUCCAAGGGUAGACUCCCAUGACUGGUCUCCACCUGGAAAUAAAGCUGAUCACUUUGGCUGCAACCAUCCAACCAAUUCCUUAUCCACCGAACAGUCCAGCAUUUAAAUCCAAUUCAGAGAUAAGGAUGUAGUAUGAGACCAUGUCAAAGUCCAGGUAAAUAACAUGAAUUUCCCUUCAUUGUCCACCAAGCCAUUGCUCCCUCACAGAAGACCACCAGAUUAGUCAGGUGCCAUCUGCCCUUGGUGAAGCUAUGCUGGCUGUCUCAGCUCACCUCCACAUUUGUCACGUGCCUUAACAUAUCUUCCAGGAUGAUCUGUUUUGUGAUCUUCCCAGCCACAGAAGUGAGGAUCAUGGAUCUGUAGUUCCCUGGGUCUUCUUUUUUACCUUUCUUAAAAGUAGGAGUGAUGUUUCCCUUUUUCUCACGUUUGUCCAGGCCCCUUCAGAUAACAUCCCUUCUAUAUCUCAUAACUGUACCACUCAGCUUGGUGUUGUCUGCAAAGUUGCUGAAUGCAGACUUGAUCCUGCUGUCUGUCAUUGAUAAAGAUGCUGAAGAGCAACAGUCCCAAAACAAACUCCUUUGGGACACCACUCAUCACUGGCCUCCAGCUGGACAUUGAGCUAUUGACCACAGUUCUCUGGCUGUGGCCAUCAAGCCAAUCUGUAUCCACUUAAAAUAGGGAAAGAAACGGAAACUGAAGUAAGUAUAGUAGCCCUUUUUAUUAAGUCAGAGAUGGCCACCAGCAACAUGCCCCAGGCUGCUUUACCUGUGCAGCCAGCACUGCCAGUCAUGUGCUGAGCUUCCUUGGAAAGUUCCAGCUGCCACUGUUGCGUGGAUCCCUCAGCAGCACACUGAGUCAUGAUUUUAACUCUGGAUUGUGACUCUGAAAUUCCCUGCUGACCAUGGAUCAGCAGUUAAACUGCUUUCUUGUCCUUUUUGUUCCAACAAGCCCACUCUGGGUGGGUAAUACUAGUUCACUAGUUCACCUGCAACAGAAGUAGACAAAUAGUUUGGCAACCGAUUAAAGACUAUUACGUACAGCCUCCCUUUGUAGAGUGCCCUGAAACUGGAUAUAAAAAUUUGUGGGAAGGAGUAGCAAAGAAAAUGUCAGGAUCAGGCACCUUAAGACAGAAUUGAUCUUAUAAAGGGGAAAUUCAUUCUCUGAGAAUUUUUUUUCAAGUAAUUUUAGGAGAGUUAGCACGUGGAUGCCACUGUUGGAAUGUGACCAGCCUUCCUCAGUAACAGACUAGUUUGACAUUGUGCAGAAGAGCUUUUCUCGGCCCAUUUGCCAGCUUGCUUCCACAGUCCCAGGUCAUCCUGAGUAUUCUAACUGCUAAUGUCUCUUUUGACCAAAGGUCCCUUCCAAAGCUGCUUCUCUGAAGAAACGCAGAGCAGUCCCUGGCCUGCACAAACACAGAUCGCUGAGCAGGAGCGAUCACAGAGCAUUUUACAAGUCAAAUAUAGCCACAAACUUUUAUGGAAUCAUAGAAUGGGCUGGGUUGAAAAGGACCGCAACGAUCAAAUAGUUUCAACCCCCCUGCUACAUGCAGGGUCGCCAACCACCAAACCAGGCUGCCCAGAGCCACAUCCAGCCUGGCCUUGAACACCUACAGGGAUGGGGCAUCCACAGCCUCCUUGGGCAGCCUGUUCCAGUGUGUCACCAACUGUGUGUGAAAAACUUCCUCCCAGUAUCUAACCUAAACUUCCCAUCUCAGUUUAAAACCUUCCCCCUUGUCCUAUCAAUAUCCACCCUCAUGAACAGUCAUUCCCUCUGCUGUUUAUACACUCCCUUCAAGUACUGGAAGGCCACACUGAGGUACAUAAAUACAAAGUUUAUCAUGCCUGGAUUAUUCUGAAAAUAAAACAAGUUGAGACCGUUCCACUGAGAAAAUGCUCAGAGCUAUCUUUUUUCCUUCAUGGACCUUUCACAUGAAGCUGUGGGUGAGGUUCUGUUCUGUGUCACUAAGUACAGGUCAGGGACAUGUGGAAAUGAAAGCUGAAGUGGCUUUAGCUCACUCUUUAACUGGGCCAGGAGCAAACUGACCUUUGGCAUAAGCCAGGUGCUGCAGAACUGACUGACUCCUGGAACCUCUGUAGGGCAGCACUGCCAUCUGGCUAUAAUGGUGUGUAUGCUUUGUGUAGCAGCUGAGCUGCCAAAAGUGCAGUCACUUGGGGCUCCUGAAGCCGUUGUCCUAUUACCUGGGAGGUCAGAGAAGAGAUCCCUGUACUCUACAUGAUGGGUCAACUAUUGUUUUUGAUACCACCUCAAUAGUGCCAGCUGAAUUAUCAGCAUCAGAAACAGAAUGAUAUUAGUAACAAUAGGAAUAAGUUGGAGGAAUAUGCCAUGAUUCCCAUGCCAAUUCUCUUGAGACCUUUAUAACAGCUUCUGGACAUUCACACCUGCCUUUGCUAGGAGAGACCUUCAUCCCCUCUCCCUGUCUGCCCUUUGCCCUUUGUCUCCCUGUCUGCCCUCUGCCAUGCAUGUGAUCCCUCUCGGACUGCUCUGCAUGCUCGACUGUUCGCAGCUGACCUUCAGCCCGAAGCUUCAGUCAGUUUGGCUGUGGACUGAAUUUUGUCUAAACAAAAAAAAAAAACAAAAAACAAAAAACCAAACAUUUUUACCACCCCCCCCCCCCCCCCCCCCCCUUAUAAAAGCAAAAAAUACAGGAAGCACAAAACAAAACCCCAAGCCUUCCAUCUAUUCUCAAAUGCAAGCAGAGAUGUUACUGGAAACAUUUUAAAAAUUCAAGCCGAAGGCAGUUUCAAAGUAAGUGGGUAUUGUUUCCAGUCCCAGGGCAGCUGCAGUAAGAGCUCUGAAGAGCAAACAACAAAAGCAAACCCAUUCAGAUUUCUUUGUCCUUGAUGAGAGCAGCAGCAGAGGGAGGGAGGCAGUGCUUCAUCACUCAGAGAGUGCAAAUGUGACUCCAAGAUGUUGUGUUACAUCUGAGUUUAGAAGUAUGAAUUAAAAGCUGUCAGGCUGAUUUUAAAAGCAGAUCUCAGUCAAGGAAAUGGCACAGUUUUCAUCUCCAGUGCCUCUUGGUGGAUUUCACUUGCUCACUUAUCUUUAUUCCUGCAAAGCCUUUAUUUGUGCCCUGAGAGCCACAUGCCCUCUGUGCCCAAACACCAGAUGAAUGUGGAGGUGAUGGGGAGCUCCUGCGCACCCGUGUCACCCAGCCCGCAGAGCACCAGCGCUGGCACAUCACACAUCCCUCACGUGUUGGCAGCCAGGGGCCUGCUUUUUACACACCCUAUUGAGAAUUCCAGCCAUGGUUAUAGUCCUCUUGCUGUUUGUCACAGAGCUGUUGGUUGUAUCUUUUUUUUUUUUUCUUUUGUUGCAGUUGCUUGUCUGCAACGGCUUUGUUACGCAGUGAGGGAGCGGCUUUCUUUGCUGUGCUCAGCUUUUGCUAUUUUGCUUAAAUUCUCCUUCUCACCUGUAAUGAAGUUAUUUCCAUAAUGGGAUGCUGGAGGGAGUGUCAGAGAGACACACUGCUCUGUACAGCGACAAUACAAGCACUUUGACAGCUUUCUGGGACAUGUCCUCACCCUCAGUUACUAACCAUUAUACAUUCACCAUGCUUGCAGUUUCCAAUUUGUUGCUUUUGAGUUGUCACCAUGGAGAAUAAAAGCAGGAAAAGCUACUGCCAA